Arabidopsis lyrata subsp. lyrata is the source of this 2399-nucleotide messenger RNA. RefSeq names its product probable inactive leucine-rich repeat receptor-like protein kinase At1g66830. The coding region runs from base 85 to 2130 and encodes 681 amino acids. Gene Ontology annotation, biological process: protein phosphorylation. The record is from RefSeq and is a predicted model, not a curated record. Gene Ontology annotation, molecular function: protein kinase activity; ATP binding; protein binding. Lineage: Eukaryota; Viridiplantae; Streptophyta; Magnoliopsida; Brassicales; Brassicaceae. The transcript is spliced from 2 exons.
UCCAAGCUAUAUAGCAAACACUGUUUUUUGGAGAUCUUUAGAAGCCAAACUUUACUCAAUUCAGAAUUGUGUUUCUCUUUAGAGAUGGCUAAAUUAUUUCUCAUUCUCUCCUUAAUUCUAACUCAUUUUUUUGCCAUGGCUACUUCUUUAAACGAUCAAGGUCUUGCUCUUCUUUCCUUUAAGCAAUCCUUACAAAACCAGAGUAGUGACUCUGUUUUUACCAAUUGGAACUCUUCAGAUUCAAACCCUUGUUUAUGGCAAGGUGUUACAUGUAAUGAUGAGCUGAGAGUUGUUUCGAUUCGUCUUCCUAAUAAACGCCUUUCGGGUUUUCUUCAUCCAUCCAUUGGAAGUCUCUUGUCGCUUCGACAUGUUAACCUUAGAGACAAUGAGUUUCAAGGGGAAUUACCUGUGGAACUAUAUGGACUUAAAGGGCUUCAAAGCUUGGGGCUGUCCGGGAAUUCGUUUUCCGGGUUGGUUCCUGAGGAGAUUGGGAGGUUGAAGAGUCUGAUGACUUUGGAUCUUUCGGAGAAUUCUUUCAACGGUUCGAUCCCUUUGUCGCUUAUUCGAUGCAAGAAGCUGAAAACACUUGUUCUUAGCAAGAACAGUUUCUCUGGAGCUCUUCCAACCGGGUUUGGUUCUAACUUGGUUCAUCUUCGGACGCUGAAUCUUUCUUUCAAUCGAUUAACUGGAACGAUCCCCGAAGAUAUCGGAAGUCUGAAGAAUCUGAAAGGUACUCUUGAUCUUUCUCAUAACGUCUUCUCAGGUAUGAUUCCAACAAGUCUUGGAAAUCUCCCGGAGCUACUGUAUGUCGAUCUUUCUUACAAUAAUCUCAGUGGUCCGAUACCAAAAUCCAACGUUUUGUUGAAUGCCGGUCCAAAUGCUUUCCAAGGGAACCCUUUCCUUUGCGGAUUACCGAUAAAAGUUUCUUGCACCACAAGAAACACACAGGUAGUUCCUUCUCAACUAUAUACAAGAAGAGCCAACCAUCAUUCUAAACUCUGCAUCAUCCUUACAGCCACUGGAGGCACAGUGGCCGGAAUCAUUUUUCUUGCUUUGUUAUUCAUCUACUAUCUUCGAAAAGCAUCAGCUCGUGCAAUCAAAGAUGAGAACAACCACACAGAAGAGAAACUGAAAAAGACAAAGCCAGGGUUUUUAUGUUUCAAGACUGGGAAUUCAGAAUCUGAAGCGCUAGAGAACAAAAAUCAACAAGUUUUCAUGCCAAUGGACCCGGAAAUCGAAUUUGACCUAGACCAGCUUCUAAAAGCCUCGGCUUAUCUUCUAGGGAAGAGCAGGAUCGGGCUUGUGUACAAGGUUGUUCUUGAAAACGGGUUAAUGUUAGCCGUCAGACGAUUGGAAGAUAAGGGUUGGCUAAGACUCAAAGAGUUUCUAGCUGAUGUCGAAGCAAUGGCGAAAAUCAAGCACCCGAAUGUCUUGAAUCUCAAGGCUUGUUGCUGGUCUCCGGAAGAGAAACUCCUAAUCUAUGAUUACAUACCAAAUGGUGACCUUGGUUCUGCAAUUCAAGGUAGACCUGGUGGCGUGUCUUGCAAGCAACUAACUUGGCCGGUCCGGCUAAGAAUAUUAAGAGGAAUCGCAAAAGGAUUGACUUACAUUCACGAGUUCAGUCCCAAGAGAUACGUCCAUGGACAUAUAAACUCAAGCAACAUACUUCUCGGACCGAAUCUUGAACCGAAAGUAUCCGGUUUCGGUCUAGGUCGUAUCGUCGACACAUCUUCAGAGAUCAGAUCAGACCAGAUCUCCCCCAUGGAGACAAGCUCACCAAUCAUCUCUAGAGAAUCAUAUUACCAAGCUCCUGAAGCAGCUUCAAAGAUGACUAAACCGUCUCAGAAAUGGGAUGUGUAUUCAUUCGGUUUAGUGAUACUCGAAUUGGUAACCGGAAAAUCUCCGGUUAAUUCAGAGAUGGAUUUGGUUAUGUGGGUUCAAUCUGCUAGUGAGAGAAAUAAACCGGUUUGGUAUGUUCUUGAUCCGGUUUUAGCUCGAGAUAGAGAUUUGGAAGAUAGUAUGGUUCAAGUUAUCAAGAUCGGUUUAGCUUGUGUGCAGAAGAACCCAGAUAAAAGACCACUCAUGAGAAAUGUCUACGAGAGCUUCGAGAAAUUGGUUUCUUCCAUUUAAUUAUUUUUAAUUAAUGAUACAUUUUAUGCAAUAAUGUUUAUGUUUACUUCAUAAUUGUGAUUUUAGUGUGAGCUAUAAGAAAAUUCAAGCAAGUAAGACAAAAAGGAAGUAUAUUUUUGGGUUGAAAUGAUUAAUUAUGAUAAUUUUAGGCCUGGGCGUUUGGUUAUCGGAUCGGAUUCGGUUCGGUUUUUUCGGAGUUCGUUUUUUUUGGAUAUAGAUUCUAAUAUCCAUACGGAUAAUUAUAGAAUUCGGAUCGGUUUCGGUUUGGA